AUGGCCAAGCAUCAUCCGGAUUUGAUCUUCUGCAGAAAGCAGCCUGGUGUUGCCAUAGGACGUUUAUGUGAAAAAUGUGACGGACGAUGUGUAAUUUGUGACUCUUACGUAAGACCAUGCUCCCUCGUUCGAAUUUGUGAUGAGUGCAACUAUGGUUCUUACCAGGGUCGUUGUGUUAUAUGUGGUGGCCCAGGCGUUAGCGAAGCGUAUUACUGUAAAGAGUGUACGAUCAUGGAAAAGGACAGAGAUGGAUGUCCGAAAAUCGUUAACCUGGGAAGUGCAAAGACGGAUUUGUUUUACGAACGGAAGAAAUUCGGACACAAAAAGAACUGA
This is a messenger RNA of Angiostrongylus costaricensis, 333 nucleotides long. Lineage: Eukaryota; Metazoa; Nematoda; Chromadorea; Rhabditida; Metastrongylidae. The record is from the annotation of a GenBank genome assembly.